Desarmillaria tabescens is the source of this 1112-nucleotide messenger RNA. Its product is annotated as DUF572-domain-containing protein. Gene Ontology annotation, cellular component: U2-type spliceosomal complex; post-mRNA release spliceosomal complex. Gene Ontology annotation, biological process: mRNA splicing, via spliceosome. The record is from RefSeq and is a predicted model, not a curated record. Bases 1 to 882 code for a protein of 293 amino acids. The transcript is spliced from 6 exons. NCBI's taxonomy places the organism in Eukaryota, Fungi, Basidiomycota, Agaricomycetes, Agaricales, Physalacriaceae.
AUGCAAGGAUUUAAUAAAUACUAUCCUCCUGACUACGAUGGCGAGAAACAUGGUAGUCUCAACUCAUACAGAGGGAAACACGCCCUCGGAGACAGAGCACGAAAAAUCGACCAAGGAAUCCUAAUAACUCGCUUCGAACUUCCCUUCAACAUCUGGUGCGGGACAUGCAACAAUCACAUCGGAAUGGGCGUCCGUUACAACGCAGAAAAGAAGAAAGUCGGAAACUAUUACUCUACCCCAAUCUUCUCCUUUCGGUGCAAAUGCCACCUCUGUGACGGCUGGUUCGAGAUCCAGACCGACCCCAAGAACACUCGAUACGUCGUAGUCUCGGGAGCCCGGCAAAAGGACGAAGACUGGAAUCCGGAGGAAAAUGGCGGUUUCGCCGUUCACGGCAAGUCCCAGGGUGCUGCGGCUCCCGUUGAUCCCCUCGCUGCUCUUGAGAAAACUACCGAUGCCCAAAAUCACCUGACAAACGUCCAGGUACCUAGGCUCGAAUCACUUCAGACAGCCUCGGAACAUUACAACGCGGAUCCCUAUGCUCUUUCGUCCAAAGUCCGCAAAGUGUUUCGUCACGAAAAGAGAAUCGAAACCGCUAAGCGGAAAGCAGACGAUGAGAUCAAGGGCCGCUAUGCUCUUCCAACAGAGAUGAAACUCCUAGAAGACGACGAACAAUCUCAUAAUCAUGCCAAAGAAGAAUGGCAAAGGAGCCGCUCCGAAUUCGAGGCGAGGGAGAGAAAGCGGAGAAAGAUACCAGUCGGCUCCUCCCUCACUUUACCCACUUCAAACUCCAAAUCCCAAACCAUCACUUCCCUACGUGCUCGCAUCUUAGGCAACACCGCAAAAAACUCCACUAAACAUCCACGUCUAUUAAUGCCCAAGUGAUUGUACACGGUUUUACUUUUAUUCUCUAACUGUAUCCAUAGUCCAUUACUUUACAUCUGUAGCCAAUCCCAACCAAUAUAUAUAUUUAAUGACAAGCAUGGGACCAGUCGACAAGAAAUCGAUAGCGAGUAAAACAACACGUAGCAAUACACAGAGCAGGAUGGGAGGAGAUAUUCAAGAGAAAAGAGUAGUACCGACAACAGAAAUCGUUGGAAAAUAGAAAUGAAAUA